CACUGUUUCGCGCACAGUAGUGCCCUAACCACAACUGGGCGGCACACAACAUGCAGGCUGUCUGUCUGUCCGUCUGUCCAUCCAUCCAUCCAUCCAUCCAUCCAUCCACAAGCACCAGUGUUUUCUGGCCUGCGUGUGUCAUGUAGGUAUGUCACUCGACGGUCAUGCUGCCCAGUGUUGCUCGCGGCUCGACGCCCUUGUCGCGCAGCCCCUUGCACAUGGCCACCUUCCACCCCAGCUUGAGCUGCAUGCUGCCCCCUGGCCACUCCCGCAGAAGACCGUCGAUCCACAGAUAAUCGGCAUACGACGCCUUGUGCAGGUCGAGAAUCUCAUCAAGCGCCUGGCCCGAAACCUCCUCCUAGCAGACAGACAUUGCACCAACCAGCCAGAUAAAGAAGGUAGGCAGGCGGCCAUGCCAUGGGUGUGCUGUCUUUGUCACUCAGGUCGCCUACCUCCAGCAGGGUCGGUGCGAUCUCUUGCAGUUUCUUGUACUUCUUGCCGGCGUCCAUGAGUUUGGCAUGCACCUUGUCGGCACUCAGCUCUGCCAAUGGCACCUUCUUGCUCCUCUCCACUGCCUCAAUGUCGCCGCUGCCUCUGCGGUCGGGCGUCAGGAACAUAUAGAGCUGAAUGGCUGGGCCGGCCCGCAUGCCCCACUGCUCGCGCAUCGUCUGGACAUCACGAUUCUCAACCAGCACCUGCAUCAGCGUGUCCGCAUCCAACUGGUGCUGUACACAGGAAGGGCAGCAUGGCAUGGCGCACAGAGUCAGUGACAGGACAGACAAAGACUUUCCUUCUGUGUGUGGCUCACUGCAACGAUGACCGACGCCAGCUUUUGAACUUCGGGUACAUCGCUGGACCGCAUGCGCUUUGCCAGCUUCUUCACCGCCUCAGGGGCGGCAGCAGCCACCUCUGGUGCCUCAUUUCCUCUCGCAGCAGCAGCACCCUGCGUCACGUUCACCUCGAUCAGCGGCGGAAUGGCGCCUUGCUUCCGAGCCUUGGAUGCGCGCCCUUUCUUGGGAGGGAUGGCGGCGGCUCUCUUGCGGCUCGACGGCCUCUUGGGCACGUAGUCCUCUUCGUCGAACUCGGGCUGGUACUCAUCCUCCAUCUCCUCACCACCUGCCGACUCAUCCUCGGGCACGUAAUCUUCGUCCAUGUCGGGGCAGAGAGAAGGGAAAGAACUUCG
Vitrella brassicaformis is the source of this 1183-nucleotide messenger RNA. Lineage: Eukaryota; Vitrellaceae. The record is from the annotation of a GenBank genome assembly.